Spodoptera frugiperda (fall armyworm) is the source of this 4304-nucleotide messenger RNA. Its product is annotated as gem-associated protein 5. NCBI's taxonomy places the organism in Eukaryota, Metazoa, Arthropoda, Insecta, Lepidoptera, Noctuidae. Gene Ontology annotation, molecular function: protein binding. The transcript is spliced from 18 exons. The record is from RefSeq and is a predicted model, not a curated record. The coding region runs from base 134 to 3967 and encodes 1277 amino acids.
GUCAGUGUCACGUCAAGCACAUGUCAGGCACUUGAAUUUUUGGAGUCCGGUUCGCGGGUGAAAGAAAGAAAUUGGGAAAUUACCGGUCGGAUUUUGAGUUUAAGGAAAUCUAGCAUUUGUUUUUAUUUUCACCAUGAAUGAAUCAAUACUAAUACCAUCACCGAAUUGGUUCUUCCCGUCGGUUAUGGCUGUGAGUUCCGAUGGUUGGCUUAUUUAUGGAGGACCGAGUAAAAGCAUUUGUGUUUGUGAACCACAAAAGAAGGAUAUCGGUGUUAUAGCCGCAAAAGAAAAAUUUCAAGCUCAUGUUUUUUUCGUGGGAAAUACAGAGAGGAUUAUAUCAGUGGACUUAUCUCCAGAAUGGUUAGAAAAAAAGUCUUUCGUCUCUGGCACUCAAGAUGGUACUGUGAAACAAUGGAUUAUCCAAAAAGAUAAUGAUAAAAUAAAAAUAAAAGAUCCACAAUGCCACGAAUUUCACAAAACUGCUAGUGAAGAUUUAGUUGGAGUAGCUUACAGUAAUGCAACAACAGCCAUUUCAGUUGGAGCUCAUAAUAACAUAGUCAAAUGGGACUUAGCAUCAAAUGUUACCAAGGUGUACAACCAAUUUAUGAAGACCUUCCGACCUACAUGCAUGGCGUGUUCCCCUCAUGUAUCAUUGCAGGUUGCUGUAGGGACAAGACAGGGUGUAGUGUUCCUUAUUGACUUGCAUGGUAAAGGAAAACUACUAUACAAAGUCCGAGGGCAAGAUGACCCAGUAAUGAACCUGAGCUGGUGCCCAAAAUAUGUAACAACCGUAGUAAACAAAGGUAAAGAAGUCCAGCCGUCACUUGCUGAGAGACUACAAGCUAUAAGAAGAGAAGGUGAAAAGGAAUCGGAACAGCUAGAACGAUCAGGAGUUGAGAAGGACCUUCCAGAAGAUAGCUUCGAUGAGUCCAUAGUACAGGAAGAUGACACAUUUGACAUCUAUAAAGACCAUGAACAUGAUGAGUUUGGUCAUAAGAAGUAUGAACCAGAAAGUAUAAGGGUUAAGGUAAAGAAGGAGGAAACCAAAGAAACAGAUUAUUUGGCUGAAUGUUUGAAGUUGAAGGAAGAAAUAUUGAAGAGAAAGAAUCAACCGGAGCCAAGUAUAGAGUCCUUGGUUAAUGCUUUGGAUGGGACCCAUGUGGAGAGUGAUCAUGAUGGUCAAACUGCUAAACCAGAGGCAGAAAAUGCUCAAGCCUUGCCUGAACCAGCGAAAAGUUCAGUGAAGACUGUCAAAAUUAGUUGCCGCACUAGUCAAGAGCAUAAACAUCUGCUUGCAUCAAUUGGAAAAAUUGGAGGAGUUCGAAUAUGGUCAGAGACAGGUAAACUAGUGGCCACUAGUGUUAUUCCAACUGUUCCCAAAAGUGCCAUGAAAGGAAAUUUCAUCACUUCACUGCUUUGGUACACUUCAACAUCACUUCUUGUUAUUGAUGGUAGAAACCAACUGCUGGAGAUCAAUCCACUUAAAAUUGACAAAAAGAACAGACUGGACUGGUGUGUACUGAAGCACUUACACAAGCGUGGAAUGUAUUGCGUCAAAACAAAUGCGCCGUCAGUUCAGAAGGACGAUGUACAGUCAGAUGACUGGUCCGUUUGGACCGUGGCCCAGGACAGGACUAUUAUACGAUACUGUAUGAAGAAAAAGAAGACUUUGGCUGUCAUUCCCACUGCGGGAGGCUCCGUGUAUUCGGUGGCUGUUUGCCCUUAUGAUGCUGGAAAGAUAGCAGUAAGUGUAGGGGAUGGCGCAGUCCGUAUAAUGGAGAGUACGACCCUCGCAGACGACGACAUGAGGCUCACGCCCCCACGGGUCAACUCCUACUGGCAGAAUGUUCAAGGAAAAGUGCUCAACGUCGCCUGGCAUCCCACUAGAGAGAACCUGCUAGCUUAUGCUACUGGAGAAUCUAGAGUAGGUAUAAUAGACACCAGCUCUAAAUCGGAAUCGGGCCGGGUAUUGAACUGUGCUCUCAGUCAUGGCGUCUACUCUUUGAGCUGGGGAGAAGAUAUGAACCUGUACGCUAGCGGCGGGUGUAAGCUGGUCAUGUACAACGCGCAACGUUACAACGACGACCCGCAACAGCUGGACAUAACGAUAGAAGGCCAGAAGUGGGAAAUAUGUGCGGUGUCAUGGUCCCCGCGUGGCCUAUUCGUGGGCUCGGUUAGUGGCGGGGUCGCUCUACUCACAUCGAGCCUUCCGCACACUCUCAUCGUUGCCGAUUUCGUUUUCAAUAAAAUGAUACAUGCAAUCGAGUGGCACCCACAGCAGACAUCGAGCUCGACUGAGGAGUCUCCAUACAAGAACCUGGUUGCUGUCACCUCCUUGGAUAAAGAAUGUGGCAUUGCCAUUGUAGAAUAUGCCACUGGAGAAGAUGGGUUCAAGAAGUUGACUACAUGGAAGACAUUGUAUGGGCACACGAAGGCAGUGCUCCAGGCUGCUUGGAACCCACAUCGAGACGGUAUACUGCUGUCCUCCUCACAGGAUUCUACUGUUAGGGUAUGGGAUAUAUCAACGGGUAUCUGUACCUCAGUAUUCGGUGGUCACUCGACAGUCUCGCUGGGACUAUGUUGGAUGUCCCAACCGCAGCUAGCUGACUACGUCAUGUCGGGCGGCGGGGAGUUCUGUCUGAGGUUGUGGAACAUCAACGACCAUAAAACUGAGAAUUUUGUUGCCGAAACCAGUUCUGUAGCUAAAAAGCGGCAGCGUAGAAGAAAUAAGAAAGGAGUGGUGGACGCAAGCUCAGGAGAGGAAGAAAACGUAGCACUACAAACUGCAGUUACCAGCAAAUACAGCAGACCAACAAAGAGAUUCCUUCUACCAAUCAUGUUUAGACAGUUCAAUGACCCCGUCAGACGGUUGGACGCACUUCGAAAGCUCGUACAAAUGUGGCUAGAGAAAAAUGAACAUAAGCUUAAAGAAAAUGGCGAAACGAAGACAGAAGAAAUGGGAGGUGGUUCAAAUAGACCCAUAGAACAAAAUGCUACUCAAUCUAAAGAAAAUGGUUCCAUAAUAGAUGAGAAGGGUGAUCAUGCUUUGCCACAAUCAGAUGAUAAACCUGAAGGAGCUACAGCCAUUAAUGAGGCUGACAGUGUGCUUUAUGAACCAAUAGAGUCCAGUUUAGAUUUCAUCAAAGUCUUCGGUACUGUAAAGGAGGUUAAUGAGUUUUUGGAUAUGGAAAUGCACGGCCAUUUAGAAGAAGUGUAUCACCCGGAGGCGUACAUAAUGUUGUCGAUAAUUCGCGGCCACAUCGACUCCAUGAUACAGUUUGCCAGUGAGCGCGAUAUGCUCUGUCCCUUCCUGCUUAGUAUGGCGCCCUGCGUGUCUUUCAAAUAUUGGAAGGACGCAACCCAGUUAUAUUUGAAACAAAUAGAUCGAAUAGUGGCCAGAGGAGAGGAGGAGAGGCUAUUUGAAAACAAGCAUUACGGAGGCGCGACGUUCCGUAAAGCGGCCAUACAGCUGAGCAUGCAUGACGUCAUGGGUGCUGUCAAAACGCUAACCGAAGGGAAACUAUUCAAGGAGGCGUAUAUACUAUGCCGUCUAAGAUAUAUGGAUAAUAUAGCUAACGAAAUAGUGGCCGAAUGGGCUGAAGAGCUGUCGAACAGCGGACAAAUGAAUAUGGCGGCAUUUCUCUACACAGUCCUGGGCGACCUGUCUCAAGCAGCGCAAGUACUAGCCAAAUCGCAAAGGCUAGAUUUUCUCAAACUGGCGGCAGAAAUUGCGAAGAUAGCUGGUAGAACCACGUUCGCUGACCACGUCACGAAGAAAGUUAAUCAAACUGAAGCCCAAAUGUCCACAGACAAGACUGAAGAAAUUUUGAAGGAGUUACCUUCAAAGAUAGACCUCCUUAUGAAGGACGAGAUUGCCAAAGCUUGUGAUAAUAGUAAAAGUGAUAUUUUAAAUGGUGAAACCUCGCACUCUGUUACGUUGAAUGGAGAUAAUAAAACCAAUGAAUAGGCUAUAAGCAGUCUUUUUGUGUAAAAACAAUGAGAAUAGAUUUGUUCCAAAAUAUGUUUUAAUGUAAUGAAAUAAGCCUGGUUUUUAUUUGGUCGGUCUGGUAAUGUAAAGUGUUUUACAAUAUCAAUUGAUAUCUUCUCAUUGGUCUUUUUUUUAAUAAUUGUGAUUUGAUUAUCGAUUUUAGUCGAAUCUCAAUGUGUAGUAUUCUAUUUUACGACUCCGCCUGUCGUAGCCCUUAGCUGGGCAUAGGGCUUGUGUAUUGGUAUGUGUAUCAUGUUUUCGUAACUGUUCGAAAAUGUAACGAUAUCAUUUUUAUGUAAUAAAUACAUUCUCAUAA